UCUGAGCUUGGUUGAGCUUGUGCUAUGGACGAAGAGCCGAAUGAGAAGGGUAUCCACCAGUGGCUGGACGUGGACGAAUUCCCAGAGCAUCUCAAGAAAUAUUGGCACCAGCGGUUCAAGAUAUGGCAGGAUUACAAUAAAGGCAUAUGGAUGACAGAAGACGGCUGGUUUGGUGUGACACCUGAGCCCAUUGCGAACAAGAUUGCUGCGCAUCUAGCGGAAUCGGCUCCGAAAGAUAAGACCAUCAUCAUUGAUGCCUUUGCAGGAGUGGGUGGAAAUUCAAUCGCGUUUGCCCGCUCAGAACGAUGGGAACAAGUCUUCGCCAUCGAGAAAGACACCAAGGCGAUGAAGUGCGCAAAGCACAACGCUAAGGUCUACGGCGUCGACAAGAAGAUCGUCUGGGUCACCGGAGACUGCUUCGACGUGAUCAGCCGGAGAUUCAGCGGAAAGACCAACGUCAUCAUUUUUGCUAGCCCGCCUUGGGGAGGCACGGAGUACAGCGCCGAAGACGUAUUUGAUCUCACCAAGAUGGAGCCCUACAAUCUGAACAAGCUUGUACAGAGCUUCUCAAUGCACAGCAAGCAUAUAGUCCUAUAUCUGCCACGGACGUCCGACUUAAAUCAGAUUGCUCGGUAUGCGCCAGAGGGGAAGAAGCUCGAAGUGACCCACUAUUGCAUGAUGGGCGCAAGCAAGGCACUGUGCGUUUACUUCGGGGACUUCAACUUCGAUGUGGAUGAGACAGAGGAGAAAUCUCCCGCUUGAUCAUUCGCGAAAGGCGGCUCUAUGGAUCCCCAUGAGCAGUCCUCUCUGCUCUACUUAGGGUGGCGGCCGGAUAUGACGCUGCGUAUGAUUUAUGGCGCCCGGAAAAUCUCCCAAAAUGAUAUAUUGAACGGGAAAGGGCUUCGACCUCCUGGGCGUGAAGAUAUGCGGCGGUGGUGCUCAGGUGAACAUGACUUGCUUAAUAGUUUAGACCGAGGCUAGUGAUGGCAUAAAGCCCAACGUUGCAAUAUGGUUAGGCCUAUCAUAUAAUAGCGGCCGCUGUUGCUUG
Messenger RNA from Trematosphaeria pertusa, 1048 nucleotides. RefSeq names its product S-adenosyl-L-methionine-dependent methyltransferase. Lineage: Eukaryota; Fungi; Ascomycota; Dothideomycetes; Pleosporales; Trematosphaeriaceae. The record is from RefSeq and is a predicted model, not a curated record. Gene Ontology annotation, biological process: 7-methylguanosine RNA capping; 7-methylguanosine cap hypermethylation. The coding region runs from base 25 to 762 and encodes 245 amino acids. Gene Ontology annotation, molecular function: RNA cap trimethylguanosine synthase activity. The transcript has 5 exons. Gene Ontology annotation, cellular component: nucleus.